Messenger RNA from Trematomus bernacchii (emerald rockcod), 3967 nucleotides. Its product is annotated as ensconsin. Gene Ontology annotation, biological process: microtubule cytoskeleton organization. NCBI's taxonomy places the organism in Eukaryota, Metazoa, Chordata, Actinopteri, Perciformes, Nototheniidae. Bases 16 to 2352 code for a protein of 778 amino acids. The record is from RefSeq and is a predicted model, not a curated record. The transcript is spliced from 19 exons. Gene Ontology annotation, cellular component: microtubule cytoskeleton.
GCAACAGGGCAGGCCAUGCCAGAGAGUAAAAUACAAGGUGGGGGCUCGCGGGGCAAGUGGAAGCUGAGGAAGGGAGGCAGCCGCUCGGCCAUCCCGGCACUCUUCACCAUCACUGAGGAAGAGGAAGGGCUGAGACGGAGAGAUGCUCGCAAGAGGAAGAAAAGAGCGUCUGACUCCCAGUAUAUAUCGGAGGAUGGCAGAACGUCUACGUCCGCCACCCGCCCCAGCUCCUCGGGCUCGGGGCGCACCUACAGUCCCACCCUGACCCUCACCCCCAACACCACCCCUACACAGACUCACACCACCACCAGCAACAGCCCCAGUAACAAUGCUGCCAACAGACCAGACUCGUUGCUCUUCAACAAGAUCGACGAAAGACAGAGAUUAGCCCGUGAGCGCCGGGAUGAGUGUGAGAAACAGAACGCCAUCAAGGAGACCCAGUGGCAGGCGCGUGAGGAGCGAGCCCGGCAGCACUAUGAGAAGCAGCUGGAGGAGAGGAAGAAGAGGCUGGAGGAGCAGAGGGUGAAGGAGGACAAGAGACGGGCUGCCGUGGAGGAGAAACGGCGGCAGAAACUGGAGGAAGACAAGACUCGUCACGAGGCGGUGAUGCUUCGGACGUUGGAGAGGAGCCAGAGAGCCAGACAGAAGCCCAACCGGUGGUCUUGGGGAGGGCCGAUGCACACAAACAAUCCCACCACGCCAACCGAUGCUGACAGGCGGUCAGUGUCCACAAUGAAUUUAUCCAAACACACAGACCCUGUUAUAACCAAGCGCCUCUCCUACUCCUCUGCCACACUCCUACACUCACCAGACCGAGGCUUACAGAUGAGGACAGCUUCGUCUCCUGUCAUUAGCAAAGCUCAGUCCAAAUCCCGCCUUCACCAGGGAACGACCACUCAGCACAAAAACACAGGAAUGCGCCAUCUGCCCCUGACGCCAUGGGAGAGCAACGUGGUCAACCGCCUGCAGCAGCCCACACACUCCUACCUGGCUCGGAGCCGCAGUGCCAUGAGUCUGUCUGGAGAUCAAACAGUGUCCUGCCACCCCAUGGGCUCCAUGUCCUUCAAAGCCCUGCAGGCCCAGCCGCUGCCUCACUGCCGCAGCCAGGAGAGGAGCCUCAGCCGGGGGACGGGGUCCUCUGCCCCCACCACUGCUCGCAGGAGGACCACCGGCAGCACACAGCGUAAGGACCGGGACAAUGUCAGGAAGUCAUGGAGCAACCUGUCUCUCCCAUUGGCUCCCGUUCUGACUUUGCCCCCCAACAAGCGCUCCUCUUCUCCAGGCAAAAGGAACAGAAAAGUGACAGCGCCUCCUCCUGGCAGGCCUCCACAAAAGUCCCCAGGGCGCCCACCCACCCCAAAGCAGCUUAAGUCUCCGGGGGCAGAAGACCCUGGAAAUCUUCGUCCUUUCAGGGUCCCACACGCGAGUCCCCAACCCACCAGAGCCCCAGGAGAGGAGGAGGAAGAGCAGGUCCUCAGUCCUCCUCAGCCUCGCCCUCAGCCGCUGGGUCAGAACAGGAGCGGCAGCGAGCAGACACCAGAGAGUGCAAGCAGCCCUCCAGCCCACAAGACCUCAGCAGGCACGUCAGAUCCAGAGGAGGCGAGUCGUAUCCUGGCUGAGAAUCGCAGACUGGCCCGAGAGCAGAGGGAGAGAGAGGAGGAGGAGCGCAAGCAGCAGGAGGAGCAGCGGAGGAUAGCGCAGGAAGAGAUGGCUCGCCGUAAGGCAGAGGAGCGAGUGAAGAGAGAGGAGGAGGCUCAGCGUCAGGGAGAGGAGACGAGGAAGAAAAAGGAGGAGGAGGAGAGAAAGGGCGAGGAAGAGAGACUUCAGAAAGAGAAAGAGGAGGCGGAGAAACUCCAGAAACAGAAAGAGGAGGAAGAGUCGCGACAGAAGGAGGAGGCAGAGCGGCUGAGGAAGGAGAGAGAGAAACACUUCCAGAAAGAAGAGGCUGAACGCUUAGAAAGGAAAAAGCGUCUGGAUGAGAUCAUGAAGAGAACAAGACGUGCAGACCCAUCAGAGAAGAAAGUUGUUCCCAACAGAAAUGGAGAAAAUGCAGAGACCCCUGCCACUCCCAGUCCAUCUGCAGUAACCCCCUCACCGUCACUCAAUAGCAACGGUGGUCAACCAGACCCUGAAACCUCAGCACUGAGCCAUACUGACCAGAGGGAGAACGGGGAGUUUGAGGAGGUGAUCGUACUGCCUUCACAUUCCAGGCUGUCUCCUCCUGAGGGAGAGGAGGAGCAGCAGCAUGAGGAGGGGAGAGUUCCUGUCAUAGCCUUCAGGGAGAACGGCCUCCUAAAGCCUCUGAGCGGAGCAGAGGACAUAUCAGCCCAGCAGGGACCCGACGUUGCCUGAUGCCCUGUUAGGCCGACGUGAUUCCACACCCAGAGAGACAGGAAGUGAGAUGGCCACAGAGCGGUAACAUAGGGCUGUUAUCAAAGCGAGACCCUUCCAGAGGACUACUUUCUCUCCCUCCCGCGACAGAAGAGAAAACGCGGCCACUUCCCAAAGAUGGAGUUUCCAAAGAUCUGCCUAAAGCCUCCCCAGAAAGAAGUUACUUUCCCCCCCCGAGCAAACUCUCUGAGGAACAGACGCUCUCUCUGUCUCCCAUCACUCUGUCAUUACGUUCUGUGUACAGCCCCAAACCCCCCCGAUUCUGAAGUGAAUCUGAAAUCACAGGAGCAUCGAAUGCCACCUCGUGACUCUCUAAAUGUGUGUGAAUGAAUGAGAGAUUAAUAAUAAUGUAAACUGAGAUCAGCUGUAAAGUCUUCAGCCCUGAUACUUGAAGAGAUUUUUUUUGUUGUUACUGUAGAACACACUGUAAUCGGACAUAAUGUGGCGUUAUAACUGGAACUCGCACAACAGGCUCCGAAUGACACGGUUUCAUUAACGCGUUUUAUCUCUUUGACCCGAAACCUCAUGAUUCUCAAGUUUCAACGUUUCUAUUGAAAUGUUACUGAAGAGAUAUAGGAAGGAAGUCGGUGCAUGAAGUUGUAUUAUGACUACAGGAAAGUGUCAUGUAAUAUAUUUUUGCUGAGUCUACAGUGUUUAAGACUAGGAAGUUAUUAAUGUGGGCGUUGAAGUUAAAUAACGACAAAAAGAAAAUACUGUUCGUAAAAUGAUUUGUUUAGUUUUAUUUAAUUGCUGUUCAGAUGAAAUGUGAUUCUUUGUUUUGUCCUCCAUACUCUGUUUAAAUUGAGCAGAAAAAAUCUGCUUUGUCGUUAAACCCCUUUCCUGUCGUUUACCCUUUACAUUUAUCCCAUCGCUGACUUUUGUUUUGGCCAAGCAAAUACAAAAUGAGUUAACUAAUAUGGUGGUAAUGUUAAAAUAAUUUAAUCUUUUGUUGAUUGAGGAAUUAUAAGAAGAAAUGCUGCUAAUUUUGUUCCUUUGCCUUACCGCAUUGUGGCAAGUAUGAUGUCACUUGUCUCUCUCACUCAAGUGAAGAUAUGCAUUCCCAGCGUGAGCUUUGACAUUUUGGACACAUGCCAUAACUCUCCAGUGACUUCUGCUUGAUUUAUGUUAACAAAUAUCAAAGCCUGUGAUGAAAUGUCAUCAUGUAAAGGCUAUAAUGUCAAAGCUAUCUGUCCUUUCUACUCUCUUAGCAUUUGGUUCUCGAACCUCUGCACUUUCCUCUUAGUUAUAAUAUUGCAGUACCACCAAAAAUGGGGGUAAACUCCAGAAAGAUUCCUCAUGUCUUGUUUAUGUAGUGCUGGUUUCUGCCAGUGGUACAUAGCAUGCUGUUCAAUGUGGUCAAAGCUUGAAAAUAAACUGCUUGUAAAUGACGUUAUACAUACAUAUCCUAUAAAUUAUGUUUAAAAGCUGAUAUAUUUUACUAAGACUGACUAAGAACACAAGGCUUUGAAAACUGGAAAGCUUUUACUACGAAGAGGGGCUGUGGGAGAUCUGUGAACCACUGUAAAACUGAUCACUGUACAACUGCUGGCAAGUAAAUAAAACGUUUUGAAUUGAC